This is a messenger RNA of Megachile rotundata (alfalfa leafcutting bee), 1150 nucleotides long. RefSeq names its product SREBP regulating gene protein. Lineage: Eukaryota; Metazoa; Arthropoda; Insecta; Hymenoptera; Megachilidae. The record is from RefSeq and is a predicted model, not a curated record. Gene Ontology annotation, biological process: positive regulation of SREBP signaling pathway.
CUACAUGUUAUAAUAAUUAAUAUAUUUACACGCUAAGAUCGUUCUAUUGCGAUCAUGCGUCUGGAAAUAAAAUAGAGUUUUAAUGGGAACACAAGGGUAAAUUAUAAAAAGGUGGAAAGGAUGCCGAGUUGCGGUGGUCUGUUCAGAAUCAUUAGACGCCGCCUUGUACUUGGUUUGAUCUUUGCUUUGUCUCUCACCUACUGUGCUUUUUCUCUUUUUCGAGACCAGAAAAACUCUUUACCCUUGGACAAUGAUCUUGACGACAUGGACCCUAUGAUUAUCAAUGACAAUAACGAUGACUUAAUCUCAGAUGAUGAUGCAUUGUCAGAACAGUUGAGAGCAUCUGGCAAACCAUCAUCGUGGCAAAUGGCAAUUGAUCAAGGAGCAAAUGAAAAUGCAUUAAACAUAGAUGUAAUGUCGAAUCUGAAUGACACUGAUACAGUGGUUCAUCCAUGUCGUAAUUCUGUACAGGGCAAAGUUCUGAUAGUAGAUGAACGUGGUAUCGUAUGCUCCAGACAAGAUAUUCUACCAAAUGGUUGCUGUAACAUAGAUCAAAAGGAUCCCACAAAAAAUGAAGAUACAUCAACUGUAACUAAGAGCGAGAGGUACAGUUGUAAAACUUGUAACGCUCAAGGGUGCUGUGCAAUUUAUGAAUACUGUGUCUCUUGCUGCCUACAUCCUGGCAAGCAAAUAAAGGGAAGGAAGGAUGUGCUAUUAGGUUUACUUAGAGACAACCACAAGGCACACAAGGACCAGGACGCGGUGAAGAAGCGUCUACGCAAUUUAGACCGUUUUCAAGUUUGCUUGGCUGCGUGUCGUACUUCCAGUGCGAGUGUCCGCCACGAAAAUACCUACAAAGAUCCGCAUUCGAAACAUUGUUAUACUCUUCAACUAUCUCAUCAAAGACACCGACGCGAUGUUGACAAUAAUAAUGACGACAACUCUGUUGUCAUUGCAUCUUUUUCUGUCAUGCCGUUACUUACCCUCCUCUCUCCUUUCUGCCUAAUCUCGCGUAUAAACAAUGAUUCACUUCUAUUAUCGUGCAAUUAUCAUACUCCAAUGUCAUUUAAUUAUUACUCUCACGUACAACCACCUUGAAAUAUAAAUUACAUUCAACGUAUUGGUGAAUAUUUUCAUGGGGUUUAUGCCC